AUGUUGCAUGGAGGCAUUUCCAAGGAGAAGAUAUUGGAACUCUGGGGGGUGAAAGAGUUGCUCAAGAUCGAGAGGAAGCUUGAAAGGGCUCUCUCCCGUGCUAGGCAAAAAAAGACGCAAGUGUUGUUGCAAAGGCUGGAAGAACUGCGGAAAAUGGAGCAUGAUCUUGGUGAAGAGAAUAAGCAGAUGCAGAUUGAGGUCUGUGCUUCUUCUUUCUUUUUUCCCCAAUCAAGGUCUCAUAGUGGUGGGCUCACGGACUGUGUCUCAUAG
Molecule: messenger RNA, 270 nt
Organism: Linum trigynum
Lineage: Eukaryota; Viridiplantae; Streptophyta; Magnoliopsida; Malpighiales; Linaceae
Source: the annotation of a GenBank genome assembly